GGCAGCUGGGGUCCCGCCUGAGACCCUGAAUCAGAGACACAGGAGCUGGAGAACUGAACCCAGGCAGAGGAGAGGGAAGGAGAAAACUGGGAGUGGAGGAAAGAAAUGGUGGAGAUGGGUAUUAAACAGAGGUGACUGGCAGACAGAAAACGCAAAGCAAACAUCACAUCAAGAUAUGUUAAAGGCACUGAAUUCAUCAGGACCUGAAUAUCAUCAGUUUUUGAAUGUGGAAGGAGAAAUGUUUGUCUGUUCUGUCUUUGGGAAAAGCUUUCAAACAUCCGUGUGACUGGAAAAGCACCAACACACACACACCUGAGUGAGAGUACUCCAGUGAACUGACUUUGGAAAAAACUUUAAGCAGUUACACAGUCUGCAAAAAUAUGGCACCAUUCACAGUGGGGAGAAACUGUUCACUUGUGUGUGGACAAGGCUUCAACUAAGCGUCCAACCUGGAGAGAGACAAGGACCUCCAUACUAUGGAGAAACCAUGGAAAUGUAUGGACUGUGGGAAGGGAUUCAAUUUCCCAUCCCAACUGGAAGUUCAUCGGCGCAGUCAUACUGGGGAGAGACCGUUCACCUGCUCCAUCUGUGGGAAGGGAUUCACCCAUUUGUACAACCUUCAGACACACCAGCGAGUUCACACUGAGGAGAGGCCAUUCACCUGCCCUGUGUGUGGGAAGGACUUCACUCGGUCAUCUCACAUUGUGACACACCAACUUGUUCACACUGAUAAGAGACCGUUUACAUGUUCUGACUGUGAGAAGAGUUUUAAAUGCAGAAAAGAUCUGCUGAUACAUCAACGUAUUCAUACGGGGGAGAGGCCGUUCACCUGCUCUGUGUGUGGGAAGGGAUUCACUCAAUCAUCCCACCUUCUGACACAUCAACUUGUUCACUCUGACAACAAAUUUUUUAAUUGUUCUGAUUGUGACAAGAGCUUUAAAAGCAAAAAAGAUCUGCUAACACAUCGAUAUACUCACACUGGGGAGAGGCCAUUCACCUGCUCUGACUGUGGGAAGGGAUUCAGCCGUCCGUCUGCCCUACUGAAUCACCAGCGAAUUCACACUGGGGAGAGGCCGUUCACCUGCUCCGACUGUGGGAAGGGCUUCAUUAAUUCAUCCAACCUUCUGAUACACCAGCAACUUCACACGGGGGAUAGACCGUUCACCUGUUCUGACUGUGGGAAGGGAUUCACCCGUUCAUCUAACCUUCUGACACACCAACAGGUUCACACGAAGGAGAGACCAUUCACUUGCUCCGUGUGUGGGAAGGGAUUCACCCGGUCAUCCAACCUAUUGAAUCACCAGCGAGUACACACUGGAGAGAGGCCGUUCACCUGCUCUGUGUGUGGGAAGGGAUUCACUCAGUUAUCCAACCUGCUGACACACCAGAGCAUUCACAGUGGGGAGAGGCCAUUUACCUGCUCUGUGUGUGGGAAGAGAUUUUCUCAUUCAUCCUAUCUGCUGAAACACCAGCGAGUUCACAGUGGGGAGAGGCCAUUCACCUGUAAUGCCUGCGGAACGGCAUUCACUCAGUCAUCACACCUGCGAACACACCAGUGGGUUCACAAGCGACAGCAAGGUUUGGAUUCUACUCCUGUUGAUGCUGUUAAUCAUAUCAGGACUGAACCAUGUUCAUUCUGACUGUCCUGACCUGUUGAUGAGGUUCAAUAUUCUGAAUAAAUUUGAAAUAAAUCAGCUUUGUUUGUAGACUUUUGUUUUUCCCCACCUGAGUGUUUAACAUCACCUGGCUGGAGUCAAAAAGGACAAUCUGGGGGAGGAUCUUACGGUAGGAACAGAACUUCAGCCUGGACACAGUCCAUCAGGGUCACACUGAGGGACCCCCCCAAACAACAUUUUGGUUUUUCUCAUCAUUUUUCACUAACAGCACAAUCCUCAUGUGGGUGAAUCCUGAGGUGUGUAAGAAAUGUGUCUCAGCUGCUCUCUUCCAUGGUUCAGAGCUCCUAGACACGGAACUCUUUUACAAUUGGCUUUAGAGUCAGGAAGAACAAUGGUGAAUGCUGGAAACGUGCUGUCAAAUGAAAGGUUGGUGUAAAAUUGU
Molecule: messenger RNA, 2058 nt
Organism: Carcharodon carcharias (great white shark)
Lineage: Eukaryota; Metazoa; Chordata; Chondrichthyes; Lamniformes; Lamnidae
Product: gastrula zinc finger protein XlCGF8.2DB-like
Exons: 2
Coding region: 477-1640 (387 amino acids)
Biological process (GO): regulation of transcription by RNA polymerase II
Cellular component (GO): nucleus
Molecular function (GO): RNA polymerase II cis-regulatory region sequence-specific DNA binding; DNA-binding transcription activator activity, RNA polymerase II-specific
Source: RefSeq, a predicted model, not a curated record